AAAACAGACUUAUGUUAUGCUUAAAAAGCGUACUUUUCCUCCCCUCACUAUAAAUACUUCUCAGUAGCAGUCAGGUUCGAGAUUCAGCUAGCGCUCGCUCAUAGCCGAGACGCAAACCGGAUCUAACGAUCUCAUCAAUUCAAUUCUCUCGUGAUUUCAUCGAAUCUUCACCAUGGAAGAUCCUCUUCUGCGCAACCAAAACGCCGCCGUUCAAGCUCGUACCAAAGCUCAGAACCGCGCCAACGUCCUUCAACUCAAACUGAUUGGACAGAGUCAUCCAACUGGAUUGACUGCGAAUUUGUUGAAGCUAUUUGAACCUAGGCCGCCGUUGGAGUAUAAACCUCCACCGGAGAAACGAAAAUGUCCUCCGUUAACAGGGAUGGCGCAAUUUGUGAGCAAAUUUGCUGAACCUGGUGAACCGGAAUAUUCUCCGCCUGUGCCAGUAGUUGAAACUCCUGCAGAAAGAAGGGCAAGAGUGCACAAGUUAAGACUGGAGAAGGGAGCUGCAAAAGCUGCUGAGGAGCUUGAGAAAUAUGAUCCACACAACGAUCCAAAUAUAUCAGGAGAUCCAUACAAGACUUUAUUCGUGGCCAGACUUAGUUAUGAGACUACUGAGAGCAGAAUCAAAAGGGAGUUUGAGUCAUAUGGUGCAAUCAAACGGGUUCGGCUGGUUACUGAUGCUGAGUCAAAUAAGCCCAGGGGUUAUGCAUUCAUUGAAUACCUGCACACAAGAGACAUGAAAGCUGCUUAUAAACAAGCUGAUGGUAGGAAAAUUGAGGGUAGGAGGGUGCUUGUGGAUGUUGAACGUGGGAGAACUGUUCCAAAUUGGCGACCCCGCCGUCUAGGUGGUGGGCUUGGUACUACUAGAGUGGGGGGCGAUGAAGUUAAUCAGCGACAUUCAGGAAGGGAGCAACAGCAAUCAGGACCUUCUCGUUCCGAAGAACCCAGAGUACGGGAGGAGCGACAUGCUGAUCGGGACAGAGAGAAGUCACGUGAAAGAGGUAAGGACAGAGAUAGAGAACGAGAGCGAUCACGUGAACGAUCUAGCGAUAAGGCUAGGGAUCGUGAUCGUGAUCAUAGAGAGGAUAGGCACCACAGAGACCGGGAUAGGAAUAGGGACAGGGACCGAGGUAAGGAAAGAGACAGAGAAAGAGAUCGCGGACGUGAUCGAGAGAGAGGACGUGAUCGCGAUCGUGGUCGGGAACGUGAUCGUGACAGAGAAAGGGAUCAUGAACGGGAUGUAGAACAUGAUCGUUAUCGCGAAAAGGAUAAGGAUUAUGAAGUUGGGGAAACUGAUCGGGGAAGAUCUCAUGAUAGGGGUGCUGAUUACGAUCAUGUUGAAUCUAAACAUGAGAAGGAACCUCAUGGUGAAAUAGAGCGGGACUAUGAACCUGAUGAUCACCAUGGGCGGUACAAAGAACCUGGGCAUGGACAUAGGCAUGCAGAUCCUGAACAUGAUCCUGAUCACUAUAACCAUUAUGAGCAUCAGAGAGGACGGGGGCAGUAUGAUGAAGGAGAUGACCGUGGGGAUUACAAUCAAUAUCCUGAUCAUGCUAAGAUGGAAGAUGACCAUCACACUGAACGAGCAAAAUCUAAAUCGCGUGAUAGGGACAGAAACCGUGAUAAGGACCAUGAUUAUCAUCGCUCAGAGAGGUCUCAUUCUCGAGAAUAUGAUUACUAGGAACUUGAGCACAAUACUUAAUUUCUCUGAUUGGUUCUUGGUAGCUAUUUAUGGAUUCAGGCAUGGAGCGAUCAAAAGCACACCAAAAGAACUUAUUGCUUCAGCUAUCCAUAUGCACUUGCGGUUUUUCAUGUUUGAUGUUGAAAGUUUACUACUGCAGCUUUGGUGAUCUCAGUUUCUCAGUAUGGUCGUGGACUGCUAAUGUUUUUGUUUUUCUUGAAGACAUUUUAAGAAACAAUUUUUUUCUUCAGAUUUUGUGGGAAUUAUUGUCUGGAUUUUACUUUAUCUUUGCUCUAUUGAUGUGCUUGGAACUACAUGAGUUUGUUAAGUGUUAUUAUUAAAAAGUCAGAUUACUAGACCCUUUAUUAGAUGUUGAGUAAUGGUAUGUCGUCAUAAUUUUUCUUCUUAAA
Messenger RNA from Medicago truncatula (barrel medic), 2091 nucleotides. Its product is annotated as U1 small nuclear ribonucleoprotein 70 kDa. Bases 173 to 1681 code for a protein of 502 amino acids. Gene Ontology annotation, cellular component: U1 snRNP; U2-type prespliceosome; precatalytic spliceosome. Gene Ontology annotation, biological process: mRNA splicing, via spliceosome. The transcript is spliced from 11 exons. Gene Ontology annotation, molecular function: U1 snRNA binding; mRNA binding. Lineage: Eukaryota; Viridiplantae; Streptophyta; Magnoliopsida; Fabales; Fabaceae. The record is from RefSeq and is a predicted model, not a curated record.